GGUCUCUUCGCGACUUUGUUCAAAUCAUGUGUCCACAAAUCGACAUUUUUCUUAUUUUUCACUUUCCUACGAACUGCGAAGAUUUGAAGUGGCGUUAAACUCUGACAGUGUCAGCAGAUCAGCUGACUAAUGGGAGUACCUAGUAGGAGGAGUCAGCUGUUGCUCUCAGCUGAUGACAGGACGGACAGACCGACAGUGUAUGGGAAGUUGCAUGUAACAGAAAACACAUAACACAUUGCCUCGUGUGUCAUCAACGAGCAGAAAAUAAGGGUGUUUGGUUCAAAGGCGAACUGUCCCUAGAUAUAACCUUGUAAAAUUUUUAGACCCUGCUAGCAUCUCAAUGCCAUUAAAAUUUUUCUGAUAUGGUUAGUUUCACAUGAUGUUAACUUUACAUCAAGCUUCUAAUAUGGCCCACCGAAACCGUGUGAUUAACCUCUACAAAUCGCUUGUGCAUCUUGGUCACGACUAUCCAUUGGGUUGGGACUACUUUAGGCCUCGUCUCAAGGCUGCCUUCAUGAAGAACAAAGACGUUAAAGAUCCAGAAAAGAUUGAGCAGCUUAUAGCCAGAGGAAAUUUUGUUGUCAAGGAAAUUGAAACGCUUUACAUGCUCAAGAAGUACAGAACCCUGAAGAAGAGGUAUUAUUCUUCUGAAAAUGAUUUAACAAUAAGUGAAUUCACUAAGAAGAUCGAAUCAGAUCUGUGAAUCACAUUUAAAGAAACUUUCUAUAAUUGGCUUGUUUUAUCAAAUGGGCAUCCUUGAGACUGAUACUAUUGUAAGGCACUCAAAAUAUCAAUAGGGCUGGGAAGAGACUUGUUUUGUACUCUGAAAUAAAGUGAGGAGAAAUUUU
Thrips palmi is the source of this 848-nucleotide messenger RNA. It is a transcript of the gene osi, whose product is annotated as electron transfer flavoprotein regulatory factor 1. The transcript has 3 exons. The record is from RefSeq and is a predicted model, not a curated record. Gene Ontology annotation, biological process: respiratory electron transport chain. Gene Ontology annotation, cellular component: mitochondrion. The coding region runs from base 377 to 703 and encodes 108 amino acids. NCBI's taxonomy places the organism in Eukaryota, Metazoa, Arthropoda, Insecta, Thysanoptera, Thripidae.